UCGGUCGUAUCGCGGAGAUAAGGCUACAGUCUUCAAGAUGGGUUUUAAGGCUAUUCUGAUCUUGCUCACUGUUGCCAUCGCGGUGGUCUCUUCCUCGCAACUCCCUGGAUACCACAGCGCACCACAGACUCCGGCCAACUACGAAUUCCAGUAUGCUGUACGAGACGGCAACGACUACGGCCACCAGGAGACGCGUGACGGAGACUACACCCAAGGCUCCUACACCGUGCAGCUCCCAGAUGGUCGUAUACAGAGGGUCACCUACACAGUGGACGGUGACUCUGGCUUCGUGGCUAAGGUCACCUACGAGGGCGAGGCACAGUACCCGGCGUAUCCUUAGGAAGGCUUACUCAGUACUGAACCGUAUUCAUGUUGAUAAGAGUAGACAGGUGUGAAUGGGAAUGAAUAUCUUCGCAAUACAAGAGGUGUAUUUGAUCGGUUUCAAAUAU
Messenger RNA from Penaeus vannamei (Pacific white shrimp), 449 nucleotides. The record is from RefSeq and is a predicted model, not a curated record. Lineage: Eukaryota; Metazoa; Arthropoda; Malacostraca; Decapoda; Penaeidae.